AUCCACCCAUUAAGAAGAUCUGUGCUGUCUGUCAGGGGCACUUCUAGCUCAAGACAACAUUAUCCAGUUACUUCUUCUCAGCCAUAUUCGUGUUAAUAGUCCGGGCUUGUCUGAUCUGAGCUCGCUGGUCAGGUUUACAUCCAAAUUGCUCACCCUUGUGCGUUUUCACAGCAGAUUGUUUCUUGUGUUCAACAUGCAGAAGAGGAGGAAGCCAGAGCCGAUCCAACUCAACCCGAUUCCCGAUGGAAACACCAUAAAUGGCACCGGAGCCACAGAAACAAACUUGGAGGCACUGCAGAAGAAACUGGAGGAGCUGGAGCUGGAUGAGCAGCAGCGGAAACGCCUGGAGGCCUUCCUGACACAGAAGCAGAAGGUGGGGGAGCUGAAGGACGAUGACUUUGAGAAGAUCUGUGAGCUGGGCGCAGGCAACGGAGGAGUUGUCUUCAAGGUCUCUCACCGACCCUCCGGUCUCAUCAUGGCUAGGAAGCUGAUCCACCUGGAGAUCAAACCAGCCAUCAGGAACCAGAUCAUUAGAGAACUGCAGGUGCUACAUGAGUGUAACUCCCCCUAUAUUGUGGGCUUUUAUGGGGCCUUCUACAGUGAUGGAGAAAUCAGUAUCUGCAUGGAGCAUAUGGAUGGCGGCUCCCUGGAUCAGUCUCUGAAGAAAGCAGGCAAGAUCCCAGAGCAGAUCCUUGGCAAAGUCAGCAUUGCUGUCAUUAAAGGGCUCUCCUACCUGAGAGAGAAACACAAGAUCAUGCACAGAGAUGUCAAGCCCUCUAACAUCUUAGUGAAUUCCCGUGGUGAGAUCAAGCUGUGUGACUUUGGAGUGAGCGGACAGCUCAUUGACUCCAUGGCCAAUUCCUUUGUGGGCACUCGCUCAUACAUGUCUCCGGAGCGCUUGCAGGGUACCCAUUACUCCGUUCAGUCAGACAUCUGGAGUAUGGGUCUGUCCCUGGUGGAAAUGGCCAUUGGACGCUUCCCCAUCCCACCGCCUGAUGCUAAGGAACUGGAACAGAUCUUUGGCUUCCCAGUGGAGGGGGAAGCUGCCUCCAGUGAGUCCUCUCCAAAGCCACGGCCCCCUGGGCGACCAGGCAGCUCGUACGGUCCAGACAGCAGACCUCCAAUGGCUAUAUUUGAGCUGCUUGACUACAUAGUCAAUGAGCCCCCGCCUAAGCUGCCUGGGAUAUUUGGUUCUGAGUUUCAAGACUUUGUGAAUAAAUGUUUGAUAAAGAAUCCAGCAGAGAGAGCGGACUUGAAACAGUUGAUGGUGCAUUCGUUUAUCAAACAGUCUGAAGCAGAAGAGGUGGACUUUGCUGGCUGGUUGUGUAGCACCAUUGGACUAAAUCAGCCUGUGACCCCCACCCAUGGCACAGGCAUGUGAGACCUGCUGUUUGUCUACGCGCCACACACAACCUGACCAUUUCAACCGCUCUGCCAGAACCAGCUUCCACUCAAGGUCCUCCUGAUAACUGGAUUUGUAUUAUGGGAGAAAGGUAUCCAUUUCUACGAGUUUCAGUAGUUACUGGAUCAAAAGUUGUGCAAUCACUAGUUGUAUAUUUAGUAUACAAACUUAUAUGCCAAGUGAAAUUAACUAUGUAUUGAACAAUUCUUUGGGCUAUAAUUGCAGGCCUGCCUGAAAGCCAUUUUUUCUAAUGAUCAAAUAUUGAAUUGUGACAAAUGCUGCUCAACUCAUUUGCUUGGUAUUCUCAUUAUUGCCCGAUGUGCUUUUACAGUUCCCUGGAGAUAAGAUUAUUUGCUAGCAUUUGUGAAAUAUGUUGUUAUCAAAGUCUUGUGAAUUAAAAUUUUGAAUGACA
This is a messenger RNA of Myripristis murdjan (pinecone soldierfish), 1814 nucleotides long. It is a transcript of the gene map2k1, whose product is annotated as mitogen-activated protein kinase kinase 1. The transcript has 11 exons. Gene Ontology annotation, molecular function: ATP binding; protein kinase activity. The record is from RefSeq and is a predicted model, not a curated record. The coding region runs from base 194 to 1381 and encodes 395 amino acids. Gene Ontology annotation, biological process: protein phosphorylation. Lineage: Eukaryota; Metazoa; Chordata; Actinopteri; Holocentriformes; Holocentridae.